Messenger RNA from Delphinapterus leucas (beluga whale), 2215 nucleotides. RefSeq names its product MDM2 proto-oncogene (gene MDM2). Gene Ontology annotation, cellular component: nucleus. Lineage: Eukaryota; Metazoa; Chordata; Mammalia; Artiodactyla; Monodontidae. The record is from RefSeq and is a predicted model, not a curated record. Gene Ontology annotation, molecular function: ubiquitin protein ligase activity; identical protein binding; p53 binding. Gene Ontology annotation, biological process: negative regulation of apoptotic process; regulation of cell cycle; protein ubiquitination.
GACUUAUUGGGCAUUCAUGGAUCCCAGGUUAAGAACUUCUGCACUAGAGAUACAUGAGUACAGUAUACUGAUCUUUCUGGGAUAGAGGUUAUAUUUUAUCUUGGCCAGUAUAUUAUGACUAAACGAUUAUAUGAUGAGAAACAACAGCAUAUUGUGUAUUGUUCAAAUGAUCUUCUAGGGGAUUUAUUUGGAGUGCCAAGCUUCUCUGUGAAAGAGCACAGGAAAAUAUAUACAAUGAUUUAUAGAAACUUGGUGAUAGUCAAUCAGCAGGAACCAUCAGAUUCAGGCACAUCUGUGAGUGAAAACAGGUGUCACCUUGAAGGUGGGAGUGUUCAAAAGGACCUUGUGCAAGAGCUACAGGAAGAGAAACCUUCAUCUUCAGAUUUGGUUUCUAGACCAUCUACCUCAUCUAGAAGGAGAGCAGUUAGUGAGACAGAAGAAAAUUCAGAUGAAUUACCUGGUGAACGACAAAGAAAGCGCCACAAAUCUGAUAAUAUUUCCCUUUCCUUUGAUGAAAGCCUUGCUCUGUGUGUAAUAAGGGAGAUAUGUUGUGAAAGAAGCAGUAGCAGUGAAUCGACAGGGACUCCAUCAAAUCCGGAUCUUGAUGCUGGUGUAAGUGAACAUUCAGGUGAUUGGUUGGAUCAGGAUUCAGUUUCAGAUCAAUUCAGUGUAGAAUUUGAAGUUGAGUCUCUGGAUUCAGAAGAUUAUAGCCUUAGUGAAGAAGGACAAGAACUCUCAGAUGAAGAUGAUGAGGUAUAUCGAGUUACUGUGUAUCAGGCAGGGGAGAGUGAUACAGAUUCAUUUGAAGAAGAUCCUGAAAUUUCCUUAGCUGACUAUUGGAAAUGUACUUCAUGCAGUGAAAUGAAUCCUCCCCUUCCACCUCAUUGCAACAGAUGUUGGGCCCUUCGUGAAAAUUGGCUUCCUGAAGAUAAAGGGAAAGAUAAAGGGAAAAUGUCUGAGAAAGCCAAACUAGAAAACUCAGCACAAGUAGAAGAGGGCUUUGAUGUCCCUGACUGUAAGAAAUCUACAGUGAAUGAUUCCAAAGAAUCAUGUGUUGAGGAAAAUGAUGAUAAGAUCACACAAGCCUCCCUAUCCCAAGAAAGUGAGGACUAUUCUCAGCCAUCAACAUCUAAUAGUAUCAUUUAUAGUAGCCAAGAAGAUGUCAAAGAGUUGGAGAGGGAAGAAACACAAGACAAAGAAGAAAAUGUGGAAUCUAGUUUUCCUCUUAAUGCCAUUGAACCUUGUGUGAUUUGCCAAGGUCGACCUAAAAAUGGUUGCAUAGUCCAUGGCAAAACAGGACAUCUUAUGGCAUGCUUUACAUGUGCAAAGAAGCUAAAGAAAAGGAAUAAGCCCUGCCCCGUAUGCAGACAACCAAUUCAAAUGAUUGUGCUAACUUAUUUCCCCUAGUUGAACUACCUAUAAAAGUAGAAUUAUAUAUUUCUAACUAUAUAAGCCCCAAAAUUUAGACAUGAAAUUUAUUUUUAUUUUUUUAGCUGUAUCAAAGCAAGAAAGUAUCUUACUACAUGUAGAUUUCUCCCAAUAAUGAAUAGUUACUUCCUUUUAGGAAAAUGCCCCUUCUGUUGAUAUUUUAUAUUUGGGUUUUAAUGUAAUUUGGAUUGGAUAUAGAGUUCAUCCUUUACCCCUCUACCCCCCCUUUUUUUUUUUUUUUGGGCUGCACUGCUCUGCAUGUGGAUCUUAGUUCCCCAGCCAGGGAUCAAACCUGCGCCCCCUGCAGUGGUAGUGCAGAGUCUUAACCACUGUACCAUCAGGGAAAUUCCUACCGCUCGUUAUUUAAAAUAAUUUCCACUUUCUCUUAAAUGAGAAGUAUCUGACCUUUUAAAAAAUAUAUAAGUAGGACAUUUAAAUGUAACUUAUUCAGUACCUUUCAUGUAAGGAGGAAAAGUUCGUGUGAAAGAUUUAAUAUUUAAAUUUUACAUACUCUUAAACUUUCCAAUCCUUAGUUUCUCUAGUCUUUCAGAGCCUCUUAAAAUAAGUCCCCUACAUACGAACCUUCAAAUUGCCAACUUUCAAAGAUGCGAAUGUGAGCUAGCAUGUCCAAUCACGAAAGUUCACGUGAGUGGAGUACGUUGUCACGUGCGUGCAUCCCCUACAAAUGGUUGUGCUUUUGUGUACUUUACUGUGUAGAGUACAGUAGUAUAGUAUCUUUAUUUCAAGCCCAGGAUGUCUGGAAGCAAGCAUAAAAGCAGCAGUGAUG